This is a messenger RNA of Saprolegnia diclina VS20, 1099 nucleotides long. RefSeq lists its product as hypothetical. The coding region runs from base 17 to 1066 and encodes 349 amino acids. Lineage: Eukaryota; Oomycota; Saprolegniomycetes; Saprolegniales; Saprolegniaceae. The transcript is spliced from 12 exons. The record is from RefSeq and is a predicted model, not a curated record.
CCUGGACGCCAUCAUCAUGGCGUCGCGUCGUCGCAACAUGUUUACGGGGGAAACGCUGGACGAGGUGAGCGAGAAGCACAACCUCAAGCUCGACUAUGCAGCGAUGCUCCAAGUGCAGAUUCGCGAGCAAAACGAAAAGAAGGAGCAGCUUAAACACCAAAAGCAAGAGGAGCAGCGCCGAGAACGUGAAGAAAUGGACCGCAUGCACAGCGGCAAGCCCAGUGCAAAGAACAGUGCGCCGCCACCUCCCAACGACCCGCCCCGCCGUGCACUGUCCCCUGAAAAGAGACAACAAACGCAGCACACAAUGAAUGCGCCGGGACCCGUGCCAGCGCCAAGUCAACCAGUGAUGCAUGCACCGUCCCCCCCUCGACCCAUGUAUCCCGAACAGCCGUCGCCGAUGCAGGCGAGUCCGGCGUACCGACCCAGCUUUACGCUACCGUCUGUCUUUGGAUCCGCGCUACCAGCUGCGGCGUCCAUCUUUCCGUCGCGCAAUAGUACCGGUGGUCCUUCUCAGGAAAUCGACGCGGUGCAGCGGCUCCGCCACGAGAUCGAAGAGGCUCGAAAACAAAAACUUCAAGUCUCCAAGGAAAUGUACCAAAAACCGAAUUUCAUGCUGCAAAUGGACCCGCCCAAGGCGCUCAAUGUGCUGCCUCGGCCACGAAGCAGUCAUCGCAUGAGCAGCAGCAGUAACAAAAACAACAACAAUUUACUGCUCGACUCGCCACUUGCCAAAGAAGAACGACGGGUGUUUGGCUUUGGAACCCUCGCGCCAGCAACGUCUCGUCCACCUACGCCUAGUCUCGAUGCGCCGUCCAACCAGCUCGAAAGCAGCAGCUCGUUCGUGUCCGUCGUCAGCGGCGAUCGAGCCACGCCCCGCGGCGCCUCUCUUCAGGUUGAGAGCUGCUUCGUGCCCUAUGUCGGUCGGCCGCUUGCAGAGCCGCAAGACUCGUACUAUGCCAAUGAAACCAAGAAGAAGAGUCAUCCAAGUGCUUUCGAAGGCCUGGAAGACUCGAUCGACGACAUUGAUGCAGUGCUCCACGCCUUCUUGGCCAAACAGAGAUAGACAGCCAAAUGCAGUUGACAUGGCGACCUUGCG